Lolium perenne is the source of this 1618-nucleotide messenger RNA. RefSeq lists its product as uncharacterized. Gene Ontology annotation, molecular function: RNA binding. Lineage: Eukaryota; Viridiplantae; Streptophyta; Magnoliopsida; Poales; Poaceae. The record is from RefSeq and is a predicted model, not a curated record. Gene Ontology annotation, biological process: tRNA modification.
GAGAGCGCUGGUGCCCUUCGAGUUCGAGGCUUUGGACCCAACAGACAAACCCCCUCAUGGCGGCGCCGGAGCCGGAGCCGGAGUCCAGGCACGAGACGGAAACCCCAGCACCGUCCCGCGAGCCGCCGCUGGAGCCGGUAGCUGACGCCGCCGCCGACCGGGCGCUCCAGCCGUGGGAGCAGCACGCUGCGGUGAUCAACCUCCCGCGCUACGACUACCGCGCGUCGGGCUCCCUCCUCCUCCGCUCCCACUCCGGUUUCCUCAUCACCUGUCCAAUCAAGCGGGAGAAAAGUGCAACCAAGGAAGCCAUUUCUAUUCUUGGAGAGUACAUUAGUCAUGCAAGCAGCCAUAGUUCUGAAAACUUGGAACCAUGUUGUAUGGAAGCUGCACCAAAGAAAAGAAAAUUAUGUUCUGAGGCUUCAGAAAUUGAACAUUCAGAAGAUACAGUAGCAAAUGGGAGAAGCGAUGCUUCAGAAUCGACUGGCUGCAUUGAAGUAGAAGCGAGUUCGUGUCACUCCAAGACAAGUGAAGAUGUUGAUAGGACUUCAAAUCUCUCAUUGGUUAAGUUAUCAAUGAGUGGUUUGCUUUUCUUUUCUUUCCCUAGUGGAGGCGUUCAUGUUAUUCAGAUGCUUACCGAAGUGUUUCAUUCACUGAGAUCUGGGAAGCUUAAAUCUCCACAAUGGUGUCACCGCAUAUUUCCUAUUCAGGAAACCUGUAUUCUGUCAGAAACAGAGCUACAUGCCACCGUAUCAAAGUUAUUCCUUGAUUUCUUCAAGAAUAAACGAGACCAACACGAACCUAUCAAGACUAGGACACCAAUCUGCUGCCAGGACUCUCCUGUUGCUGGACUGGCUCCACAUCUUGUCGUGUUGCGGACGGCGCUGUUGCAAGUUGGCUAUAAUAGGAGAGGCAUUGAUGAAACUGUUACUAAGACUCAGAAGAAUGACGAUAACAGCUCAACUCAACAAGCUUUGAUGCAUAGGGAACAAUGUUUCAAGGUGGUUGCUGGUGCUAUCAAAUCAGUUUCUGAGGGUGCAAUUGUUGAUCUCAAAUCUCCUGAGGUGGCAAUACUUGUGGAGGUGCUACCAAUUUCUGGGGUACCCAUUGGAUCUUCGGUGGCUGGGGUAUCUGUUCUCCCAGCUGAACUCUUCUCGGCUAAGCCUCGUCUUUGUGUUAAGGCUUUGGUAUCUGAUACAAAAGCAAAGAAGAAGUGAUACACCGGUCCGAGUACAUGUAACGGCAAUGCGCAGAAGAAGCAAUUUUUUUCCCCAGCAUGCUCAUUUCAACUGUGCCGCAACUUGAGCCUCCUAUGAUCACCAAGCUUCACAAACGAAGAACUCUUACAUGUUGUUCUACUAUAAUUAUCACGAGGAUUUUCAGAAGCUGAUUGCCUGGUUCGGGGUAGGUCAAUUUGUAAGCUGCAGUUCUCGUCCAGUUCUUGUAGGCUAGCUUCGUGUCCUUUUUCUAGCGGCUGCAUCAUCAAAACUUAAAUUAACUUGUUGCUGGACCUGGACAUGAUGGUGUUUUCUCUGAAAUUUAUUUAAUAUUACUGUAUGACCAAUUCAGUAACAAAGCAUGAAUGUUGCUGAGGAAGCAGCUUCUUUCAUGCCUUUCUUUU